This is a messenger RNA of Schistocerca cancellata (South American locust), 2887 nucleotides long. Its product is annotated as histone deacetylase 8-like. The record is from RefSeq and is a predicted model, not a curated record. The transcript has 9 exons. NCBI's taxonomy places the organism in Eukaryota, Metazoa, Arthropoda, Insecta, Orthoptera, Acrididae. Gene Ontology annotation, molecular function: histone deacetylase activity. The coding region runs from base 84 to 1238 and encodes 384 amino acids.
UCGAUAGCUGACAAUAGCACAAGUAAACAUUCCGCGAAUUUGAAAUGUUAGUUUAUGCUGCAGUUUAAUAUAAACGGGGGAAAAUGAGCUCGAAUUGUACAAAGAAAGUUGUAUAUAUUGACAGUAAGCAACUGAGAAAGGAAUGUGAUAGAAUUCCCCAAGUCAACGGAAGGGCAACGUUAGUCCAUGAACUGAUUGUAGCCUGUGGUUUGUUAAAUCAUCUCACCCCAGUUCCAAGCCGGCUGGCAACAGAAGAAGAGAUAAGUUCAUUUCACUCUAGGUUGUAUAUUGAUUUCUUACAACAAGUUAAUGAAAGUGAUGACCUGGAGGCCCAUGAAGAUGAGCAGGAAGAAUUUGGUCUAGGUUACGAUACUCCCCUGCUGUCAAGGAUGUACGACCAUGUCCGGGUGAUCGGAGGUGGAUCGGUGGUGGCGGCUGAGGCGUUAACAAGUUCUGGUGUGGAAGUAGCCAUCAACUGGUGUGGAGGGUGGCACCACGCUCAGAGAGAUGGAGCAGAAGGGUUCUGUUAUGUGAAUGACAUUGCCAUGGCUAUCCUGAAGAUGUGCAAAAAAUUUCAAAGGAUCCUAUAUGUUGACAUGGACCUUCAUCAUGGUGACGGCGUGCAGAACGCGUUUGCCUCUACAUCCAGGGUGAUGACGCUCUCGCUGCACCACCAUGGGCCUGGCAUAUACCCUUGCAGUGGGGACAUUACUGAUAUUGGCAUUUCAAAUGGCCGCUACUAUGCAGUGAAUGUUCCUCUGCGUGAAGGUGUAUCCGACAGCACUUACUGUGAUGUUUUUCAGAAGGUGACAGAGAAGGUGUUUGACACCUACCAGCCGGAUGCGCUAGUUGUCCAGUGUGGUGCAGACGGCCUGCACGGUGACCCCGUGGGCUGUGCCUUCAACCUCACGUCUGAGGCCUACACUACCUGCGCCAGCCUGCUGCUCUCCCGAGGGCUGCCGACACUCUUCCUCGGUGGAGGUGGCUACAACCUGCCGAACACAGCUCGCUGCUGGGCGGCGCUGACAGCUGCCAUUGCUGGCUGCAAACUACCAGCUGAAGUUCCGGAACACGACUUCCUAGGCGAGUAUGGACCAUAUUUUGAAUUCGGUAUACAGCCUUCUUUACGGAAGGACUAUAAUACAAAGGAGUACAUUGACAGCAUCGUACAGCAAAUAACAGAAAAUCUGAAGCACGUGGAACUGAAAGAGAAGAGUCAGAGCAGUGAGAAAAGAUAAAAGUCUCUCCAAAUUGCUGGGGGUGUGGCAAAAAGUGUAAUGCAGAAUGCUGUUUUGGCCAGUUUUGUGAAGGAGCAGCUGAAGACAAACUUAUUAUCUAGAGUACUUGGUGAUGAAAAUGUGCAUAAAGAAGAAAUUGUUGUGAUUUUGUAAAGUAGUAACUUCUUUUGCUUGUAGCAAAUGUAUCAUUGUAUAAGACUUUUGUAAAAGUUAUCUUGUUGUUAUAUGUUUUUGUUAGUUACCGCAACACAACUUUUAAUCUCAUUGGUGUAACAUUUCAAUAACAGUCUUGUAGUAUUUAACAAUAUGCUUUAUGUAUGUUAAAUACAUCUGCUGUGGUAAUGUGUUGUACUGUGAAAGCUGUAAAUCUGAGACCCCUCCUGUUACAUGGAACACAGUGCAUCCACGUGUGUUAGUGUUGUUGUAUCAGAAGUUAUGCAGGAUGUAGAUUUGCAUGAUCUAUCUAAAUUUCCAUUCCUAGCUUGAACCCCACCUUUCAGUAAUUUCCAUUGAUACUCGUGUCACAAAGCAAAACAGUGAGGAUUAUAAUGAAUGGUAGCAGAAUACACGGUAUUAAUAAAAUACGAAAGGGGGAAUGAAAUGGCAUUGGUUUAAAAGAAGCUAAUGUGAAAGAAAAUGUAUUUUGUAGCAGAUUUGUGACAGUGUUUGAGAAACAUAUUGAUCAUAAUGUUUCACAGGGAUUUUGUUGCACACCAUGGCAUUAUUCCCUUACAUAAGCGAAUAAUGAUUAUUAAGGUGGCCUAAGAAUUCGGUCGACGAAAUACUGAUACGAGACAGGAGUAAAUUAAGUAAUGAAACAGGGAGUUAAGGCAGUGAACCUACGUGAUAUUAAUGUACGUUUAGCACACAUUUGAAUUACACUGUUUGCUAUAUAUACAGGAAAUUACUUUGCUGUGACGAUGGUCCUACACUUACUACACACAAUGGUACAGACGGAAUGUAAAAUAAUUCUAGCAGAGCAGUUGCAGGCAAAUAAACAGUUUGUUAUAUCACAGUCAGUGUAAGUUGCACUACAUUCACAGUUCAGAUUAUCAGCUCACAAGCUGAAAACUAUACACAGUGGUAGAUAGUAUCUGAAAUAGUUCAAGUAGUGCAGUUGCAGACAGAUAAACAGUUCAUUAUAUCACAGUUGCGCUCCAUUCACAGUUCAAAUUCUCAACUCACAAGCUGAUACACGCAAGACUAACUUGCAAAUAAUACUAUAAGCUACAGUAAUGUCCCUCCCUCUGAAGUCAAACAUGUGCACCAUACAGGCCGUUUGGCCCAGCUUACCUGAACGGCUCACACCAUCAAAAGACCAAGAUUUCUGUACUGUGUGCUCUGUCCUGGGUUUUGUCACAUCACAUGCUACUCUAGUCAAAUUAAUAAUUUAAUUGUAUGAAUAUAAUAGAAAGAAACAUUCCACGUGGGAAAAAUUUAUUAAAAAACAAAGAUGCUGUGACUUACCAAACGAGAAAGUGCUGGUAGAUAGACACAAUAAAAAACACACUAACACACACACAAAUUUCAAGCUUUCGCAACCCGCGGUUGCUUCAUCAGGAAAGAGGGAAGGAGAGGGAAAGACGAAAGGAUGUGGGUUUUAAGGGAGAGGGUAAGGAGUCAUUCCAAUCCCGGGAGCGGAAAGACUU